CCUACUCCGAGGACAGUGGUGUCGGGGGUGCUGUGGGCGCAGCUCCAGACGGAUCAGGGUUCGCCUUCGCGAGGCCAAGGCUGCCCCGAUUCGUUGAGGCCUUUCCAAUGUCUACUCUCAGCCCUGGCUCCUUAGGGGACACAGGGAAGGCGGGUGGAGGAAGGACACGUCACGGGAGGCGGGUGCGGGCGAUGAAGGGACUCCAAGGAAACGGCAAGGGCCGGGGGAGUCCCAGGGGACCGGGAGGGGGGGGUCCUUGACCGCAGGCCCUGGCCCCCGCCCACUCCUCGGCCCCCGGGUCCCUGCCCGCCGCUUCCGGCGCCCUCCGGGCCCGCCCCGCGCAGUCCGUGCCACAUCCUCCAGUGACGUCAGCCGGCGCCGCCAUAUUGGAAAGGCGCCGCCGCCGCCGCUUCUUCCUCAGCCGCUUCCUCCUCUACCGCCCCCGUCUAGCUCCUGCUGCCUCACGUCCGAGGCCACAAAAAAGAUAGAGCCCCUCGUCCGCCCCACCGACGCCGGGUCCACCCGCUCCCCCUCGGCCCGUCUCCUCAUGACUGCACCCGGCCCUGCUGCCGACGGACCUCUCCCCAGUGCCCGAUCUUAACACGGAAGCGCGGGUCGGGGGCCGCGGAGGGAGGAAGAGGGAGACCCGGCAGGUCCUGCGUCCCUCUUGGCCCGGCGCGGCGGAGCCAUGACUUCGCUGACCCAGCGCAGCUCCGGGCUGGUGCAGCGGCGUACCGAGGCCUCCCGCAACGCCGCCGACAAGGAGCGGGCGGCGGGCGGCGGCGGCGGCAACGAUGAGGACGACGCGCAGAGCCGUCGCGACGAGCAGGACGACGACGACAAGGGCGACUCCAAGGAAACGCGGCUGACCCUGAUGGAGGAAGUGCUCCUGCUGGGCCUCAAGGACCGCGAGGGUUACACAUCGUUUUGGAAUGACUGUAUAUCAUCUGGAUUACGUGGCUGUAUGUUGAUUGAAUUAGCAUUGAGAGGAAGGCUACAGCUAGAGGCUUGUGGAAUGAGACGUAAGAGUCUGUUAACAAGAAAGGUGAUUUGUAAGUCAGAUGCUCCAACAGGGGAUGUUCUUCUUGAUGAAGCUCUGAAGCAUGUUAAGGAGACUCAGCCUCCAGAAACGGUCCAGAACUGGAUUGAAUUACUUAGCGGUGAGACGUGGAAUCCAUUAAAAUUGCAUUAUCAGUUAAGAAACGUGCGGGAACGAUUAGCUAAAAACCUGGUAGAAAAGGGCGUGCUGACCACAGAGAAACAGAACUUCCUCCUCUUUGACAUGACAACGCACCCCCUCACCAACAACAACAUUAAGCAGCGCCUCAUCAAGAAGGUGCAGGAAGCCGUUCUCGACAAGUGGGUGAACGACCCUCACCGCAUGGACAAGCGCCUGCUGGCCCUCAUCUACCUGGCCCACGCCUCCGACGUCCUGGAGAACGCGUUCGCGCCCCUGCUGGACGAGCAGUACGAUGUAGCCACCAAGCGGGUGCGGCAGCUCCUGGACUUGGACCCCGAGGUGGAGUGUCUGAAGGCCGGGACCAACGAGGUGCUGUGGGCGGUGGUGGCGGCCUUCACCAAGUGACCCUGCCCCGAACCACGCGUCCCCCUUUCUCUCUCGGGAACCAGUCGUUUUUCUUCUCGGACUUCUGGUUUUCUGCAGUUUGUACUUCCCACACUGUAAUUGGCUUCUGUUUCAUGAAAUGGUGGGUGGCUUUUUCUUUUCUGUAUGUAUGCAGGAUUCUGCUGGUACGAGAGGCCUUCCUCUUUCUGUUUUGAAAAAAGUUUUACUGCCAUAUUGGCAUUCCAUUCCUUGUUGCCAUCCUCACUGUUCCCGUUUCGGGUUUCUGGUGUUCUUUGACUUUCAAAGUACCACCAGUCUCCUCGCCUGCACAUCUUUCGGAUUACCUCAGGUUGAGUUUUUCCUGUAUGUGCGUGUCCAUCUAAUGUUCUGCCUGCAAUUCAGACAGAAGUCACAAAAUGGCCUUUAACUCACCAAAGGUAAAUAUCUGUAUCUAUUGGGACAUUUUAUACAUAGACCUCAGUUGAGAUGUAUACUUAGCAAAUUAUUUUUAAAUUGAAAUACACAGUAAAUAAUAUAAAGUGCCCCUUGAUUUUGCUUCCCAUGUAAAUCUGUUGUAUUAUUACUUGUUAUAAUUUUAACUAUUAAGUCAUAAAGGUCCAGUUGUUUCACACAGCCAGUUUGGGAUGAGCUGCAUUCCAGUUAUGCUGUAUAUAGUUUGAAGUAUAUAUAAAUUGUUCCUUCUUCUGGCCACCCCUGCCCAUCUUAGUAUUUUGCAGGAUUUAAUUGGUUGUACACCUGGUGCCCCUUACUUGCUACAGUCAUUAUAAUUUGGUGGCAAAAUAAACCUCAUCAUUAAGGAGAGAAAAGAUGUAUGUCUUAAUUGGUCCCAACAUUUUUUGAGCUGUGCCAUUCAUGGUACUCUUUGCUUAUGCAUCUCCAUUUUGGAUUUUUUUUUUUUUUUUUUUGGUCUUACUAUUUUUAUCAUUUCUAUAGAGAAGAGGCUUGUGACCAGUACUAAUCUUGAGUACAGUUUUAUCUUUUUCUGUCCACAGGUAAAUUAAUGUCUGCUCUUAAAUAUCUACUCACACUUUCUUGGGGGAAAACAAUCAAAUGUCAGUACUAGCAGAUGUUGCAUGUAAAUCGUUAGCAAGUAAUGACUACAACUCAGAUGAUUAAGAAUUUUGUAACAGAAAGCUCUGCUAUGUUUUAAUUUUUAUAUACAAUUAUGAUAAUUAGCACAUUCUAAGAAUAUAAACCUUUGCUUUUUAAAGUUUAUUUUUACUAUUUCUUUAUCACUGUUUAUUGGAUCACCAUUGGUUUCAUAAUGUAAAUACUAUAUAUUGAACAAAUUAAAUGUCAAAUUUUUUAUUACCAUAGUUCAUGUUACUAGUGGGGCUUUCAGGUGUUUAGAGAUUUUUUUGGUUAACAUUCAAUGCAAAAGUACUAGAUGGUGUAUAACUCUAGAGUUGAGUUUUAAGGGAUUCCCUAAUAUGUAUACUAUCUUUUUAUCUAAAGUAAUAAAUAAACUAUGAUCUUGAAAGUGCCUGAA
Molecule: messenger RNA, 3074 nt
Organism: Cervus elaphus (red deer)
Lineage: Eukaryota; Metazoa; Chordata; Mammalia; Artiodactyla; Cervidae
Gene: GOLPH3
Product: golgi phosphoprotein 3
Exons: 4
Coding region: 689-1585 (298 amino acids)
Biological process (GO): Golgi vesicle budding; Golgi organization; Golgi to plasma membrane protein transport
Cellular component (GO): trans-Golgi network; cytosol; Golgi cisterna
Molecular function (GO): phosphatidylinositol-4-phosphate binding
Source: RefSeq, a predicted model, not a curated record